UGUGUGUGUGUGUGUGCACUCCACAGCACCUCUAGCGGUACGGCGGUAUGAGAGAAAUACAUACCCGUUGUAGUUUCCCCUAUAGUAUACUGCCCAGCACUAUGAUAAUGUGAUGACGGUAACGCGUAUCACUGUCAACAUGUUUUAUUUUCUUUGGAAAGGCAAAUAAUUUCUCAAAAGUUUAACACAAGUCAAUAGAGGGCACAAUGGUGGAGCUCAAACACAAGUUUCAUUAUCACCACGGCAACCAAGCACCGCAUUCUAAUCGUGAUGUCACAAUCCAGUGUCACUGUAAAGAACUGUAAAUUCUAAAGCCUCACAUCUCUCCUCAGUUCACCGAAGAAGAAGCAGCAGAACUGUGCAGCUCGUUACAGUGAAGUUUAAUUUAUUUAAUUAAUUAGCUUUAUUGUGAGAAACGUUUCUUAGAAGAAGAUGGAGGAGUCUAUAUUCAGACAAAAAAAGAGGAAGAGAGAAGAAGAGGAGGAUUUGCCGACGGUUCCACAGCAAACGGACGAUCCUAAAAUCAAAUCCCCAGAAAGGAAGAAAAAGAAGGCAGAGAAAAGACAACAGCCCAGGAAACAAAAGUAUAGAAAUAGGAGAAGAAGGCCUAAACAGCCAAAGGUCAACAACAAGCCAGUUUCCACAGAGAACUACGAAUCUCUCUACACUGUUGGAGAGAGACUCGGAGAAGGAGGCUUUGGAGUGGUCUUCGGUGGAACACGCAUUUCUGAUGGCCUACAGGUGGCCAUUAAAUUCAUCCCAAAACAGGAGGACGACCGAUACUUCAAAAGCCCUCAUGAUUCCAGGUCCAUUCCAAUAGAAGUGGCCCUGAUGCAAAAGAUGAGCGAGCCACCUGUUAAAAACAUCAUUCAACUCAUCGAGUGGUUCGAUGAGCCUGAGCGCUAUAUUUUGAUCCUGGAGCGUUUUUAUCCUUGCAUGGACCUGAAUGGCUUCAUUCAAACCUACGGAGGAUCUGUCAGUGAACAGAUGGCAAGACAUUUAAUGAUACAGGUAGUGGAGGCGGUGAUCGAGUGCCAGAAGCGAGGUGUCUUCCACAGAGACAUCAAAGUUGAUAAUAUUUUGAUCAACACGGACACUUUGAAGCUCAAACUGAUCGACUUCGGCUGUGGUGAUUUGAUCAGAAGAUACGGAUAUAGUUAUUUUGAGGGCACCUUGGAAUACUGCCCCCCAGAGUUUUUUUUAAAAGGGAGGUACUGCGCCAUUCCUGCAACCGUAUGGUCUUUAGGGGUGAUGCUGUUCCAGGUUGUCAGUGCAUCCUUUCCAUUUAAAGAUGAGGACGAGAUCCUUGGUGGUCAGCUCAACUUUAAAGAUGGCCUAUCAGAUGAAUUCCAUGAACUGGUUAGGUUGUGUCUGCAGGCCCAGCCAUCCUCAAGACCUAAUUUGCAGCAGAUCCUGGAUCACAAGUGGUUCAAGUCCAGCUUCCCAGCCCAGGAACGGUUUUGCCAGUUUUUAUAGAGAAGAAAAAGUAAACGGCAAUCACUACAGCGGAAAAAAUAUGAAAUGCAAUGCACACAUGACUUACAUUUUUUCAUAGAAACAAAAUAUGUGCCAAUAUGAAAAGCAAAAACAAUUGUCACGUUGCAGUACUCUAUGUACACUUUUAAUUUACAUUUUCUUUCAUACAGAGAAAGUGGACUGUAGUAGUUCUAGUUCACAAGAGCUGAGCUCCGGUAAGUAAUUUGAUGUAAAUGUAAAUGGUUCUGUAUGUAAAAUACAUGGACUGCAGGUUUACUGUUAAAAUAAAUGAAAUCACAGUGUUCCUGUUUUUAUACAGUCAUUGGUUACAACAAAAUGUUAUGUGCAUUCUGUUUCAAAGAUGAGUUUAUGUUCAAUACUUCAAGGGGCAAGUCAGUAAAGCAGUGCCCCAAUUUAAUUCCACAGAUUUUUUACACACUGAAGUCAAGCAGUGUAAAACAAAUGUAACACUGGUUUUGUUUUUUAUUUUGGCACAAAUUCUGCAUGCUGGUAGAUGAGAUAUCUGGUGUCGACCAGAGGAGGAUGGGUUCUUCUUUUGAGUCCUGGUUCCUCUCAAGGUUUCUUCCUAUUUAACUGAGGGAGUUUUUCCUUGCCGCUGCCGCCUUCAGCUUACUCAAAAGAGGCUCGGACCCUGAUAUCUGUAGAAAUGUCAUGUGUACAUUGUUGCGUUCAUAUGGUGGUCGGGAGGUGACGCUCGUGCCGCUUGGGGCCGGCGGGAGGUUACGGGCGGGCCGCGGAGCAGUGUUCACGACUCUGGGCGUGUGUAGGUACUGUCUCACAUAUCUCCCCGGCUAUGGUGCUACGACAGGAUGGCGUCUUCCCUCCGGGCUCCUGCCCGUCUCUGGGAAUCACGGGUGUGGGGUAGCUUCGGUCAGCACCUAGAGUAGUUAGAAACUGGUUGCUUCUGUUGGAUUCACCAGUUGACCAAUCAUGCUUUAGAGGGAGGACAGGACUGCCUAGCUCAUUAACAUACAAAUGCAGAAAUACAGAAAUAAAUAAAUGAAUAAAGAAAAGUGGAAAUAAAUAAGUACAUGGAGAAAUUAGGAAAUAAAUAAAUGUAGAAAUAGUAAAACAAAUCUUUAAAAUUAAUGUAUGUACUAAUUAAUUCAUUAAGCUAUGCAAUUAUUUAUGCACAUAUUUAUUAAUUUAUAUAUCUAUAAUUUUUUAUGUGCAUUUAUUUAUUUAUACUCAUGUCAUUGCCAUGGGAUAGUUAGAUCUGUGCACUCAGCUUAGGUGCAGGGAAUGGGUUGUUAGCUGCAACACUUUCUGUAUUAGUUCAUGUUUUUUUUCCAUUCUAGUGAUUGCUUUUCAAUUUGGCACUAAUUCAUCUCUAUAGACGUUACAGAAAAUAAAGCAAAUACAGAAAAUAAACACUAGUCUCUGAGUUUUACAUACAAGACAUAUGCAGCCUCUAGUUAAAUCAGUGACAUGACUUCU
This is a messenger RNA of Astyanax mexicanus (Mexican tetra), 2934 nucleotides long. Its product is annotated as serine/threonine-protein kinase pim-2. Lineage: Eukaryota; Metazoa; Chordata; Actinopteri; Characiformes; Acestrorhamphidae. Gene Ontology annotation, molecular function: ATP binding; protein serine/threonine kinase activity. The record is from RefSeq and is a predicted model, not a curated record. The coding region runs from base 433 to 1476 and encodes 347 amino acids. Gene Ontology annotation, cellular component: cytoplasm. The transcript is spliced from 6 exons. Gene Ontology annotation, biological process: protein autophosphorylation; regulation of mitotic cell cycle; negative regulation of apoptotic process.